This is a messenger RNA of Aspergillus viridinutans, 1281 nucleotides long. RefSeq lists its product as uncharacterized. The transcript has 2 exons. The record is from RefSeq and is a predicted model, not a curated record. NCBI's taxonomy places the organism in Eukaryota, Fungi, Ascomycota, Eurotiomycetes, Eurotiales, Aspergillaceae. Bases 1 to 1281 code for a protein of 426 amino acids.
AUGGGCCUUCAUGAAGGCUACGAGGUCAACCUCUGCGUAUCCAGUCGACCGUUGAACUACUUCCGGGAUAAAUUCAAGGGUUGCCCAAGUUUGGCCAUGCAGCAUCUCACUCAACCCGAUAUCGAUCACUAUAUCGAGGUCCGCCUUGGGAGUAGCGAGGCAAUCAAGGAAAUUAAGAGCCUCGAGGAGGAGGCCGUCGAGCAGCUGAUAUUCGACUUGAAAUCAAAGGCUCAGGGUGUUUUCCUCUGGGUCAUUCUUGUCGUCGACCAGCUUCUGUUAACCUGUCGAGACGAGCCACAUAUGAAAGCAGUGAGAAGAGUCUUCGACAGCUUGCCCGAAGACCUGGCUAAACCCUAUGACGCUAUACAGCAACAGACAGGCUUGGAAAGGCUAGUGGGUACGUCGAAAUUGUACCAGCUGCUAAUGGAAUGGAAGCGAUUUUCGAACCAUCAGAUGGAGUCUACCUUUCUCUGGCUCGCAGCCAUAUACGACAUCAAUCAGCCUCAGUAUCCAACUCCAGAGAAAGAGUUACUCAUGGUCAAGAUAACCAAACCACUUGUCGAGGGGCAUACGCGCGGCAUCCUGCAGGUGCUGAGCCCCGUUUCGUAUGGCAAGCCGGCCACGAUCGACUUCCUCCACAAAACUGCCUAUGAGUGGAUUCAACAACCAGACAAUUGGCGUCGCAUUAUAGCAUGCGGUCCUCCGAAUUAUCAUCGUGACUCGAGCCGCGUACGUUCCAGAAUACUCCAGAUGCUCGCGCGCAAGCUCGUUUCCAUCAUUGACAAGCUCAACGAGAAACACCUGAAAUUCAAAACAGGGUCCUCAACGCCAGUUCAGAAUUCGACGCAGAGAUCCUUAACCUGGGCCGCCGCAUGGGGUUGCCAUGCAUAUCUUCAAGGUAAAUUGGACCUCUCAGGUACAAUAUCCCAGACAACACACGAGAAGCAUCGCUUCUUCUUCCCCAGCCGAAAGGUUCGGGAUGUCGAUGUAAAAAGCUCACUCCUCGAGGCAGCCAUCUUCGACUUCGAUCAGUUUGGGACCGGGCCGCUAGACGCCUGGAGUGCAACCCAACGGCUAAAGACAAUCAAAGUGCUACUUCUGCGGGGCGCACGGAUUGAGAGAUACAUGUUAGAGAGGCUCAAAACACAGCAAACGGGUAAUAGUUUAUACGCUCAGCUUUUGCUGGAGAUGGCUAAAGAUCGUGACGUAUUAGCUAACUUUGAUGCUAAAGUUGAGGCGACUUAUCCAGAAAGCGCGGUUUCGUGGGAAAGCGCUUGCUAG